AUGGCCUCUGCCCCCAACGGAGUCCAGUCGGGCGCCCGCCCGCCUGCUUCUCCCACCUCGUCCAGCCCCGCCCCGGGUCAGAUUCUCACCGGGAAGCAAGAACAUUAUCUCAAGCGCGAACUCAUCGCCCGCCAGGUCCAGAGCGAAAUCGCCGAGCUGAACUCGCCAACCGCCCUCCAACGCUUCGGUGCCCCCUUCAAAUCCGAAUUCGGCGAAGUUGCGCCCGUCGAUUCGGAACUCCCUAUUCUGCGAUACAUCUUCGUCCACCAUGUGCGCAACUUUCCGUUCCUCGAUCAGGCCCGCGAGAAGGAGUUCUGGCAAGAUAAAUUACAGGUGGUGCGUGUGUCCCUUGGGAAACCCCAAUCGUUUGCGAAGAAACAUGUCUCGUCCUCGGAAGAUCGCCUGGAAGAGACAAAGCGCAGGAAGUUGGCGCGAAAAUGUGAGAAACUGGUCGAACUCAUGAUGGUCUCAGGAAUCCCGACAGCCUCGGGCUAUGAAGAGCGAAUCCAAUUCUCGGAGAUGGAAGUCGUCGAUCGCGGGGCCAACGAAAAGGGACUGUUGGUCAACAUGCCCGAGGGCAAUGCAAUCCAUGGAUGGGAUAUUAAUGUGGCUGCUGUGCGAGUCACAUCGGUCCGGCGGACUGUACGAUACCAUCAACAUGCGGAAUUUAUCCUUCGGGUGCGACGAGAAGGCAGACCUGAUCAGUUCGUGGCUCGUCGUUAUGGCGACUUUGCCAAACUCCACAAGCGACUACGCACUGAAUUCCCCGGGAAGCCGCUGCCCCCUCUCCCUCGCAAGAAUAAAUCCUCCAUGACAACUAGCUGGUUCGGAUCGGCAGAUGACGAAGCAUCCUCGGUCUCUUCGGUGUCAACAGUCGGUGUCAGCGCUGUGGACGAGAGCUAUUCGUCACGCAACCUGGCUCCUGGAACCCAUCAUCACCGUUCGCUGUCCCGGUCUUCUAAGCGUUCUCUGAGAUCACCCAGGGCAUCUAGUGAGGGGUCGAGAGAGACAGUGCUUUACCGGGAAGACCAGAGAGUUUCUCUUCGGGCGUUUCUUCGCACCUUGCUGCAAAACAAGCGGGUGGCUGAAACAAAAGCCUUGGAAGAGUUCUUGACGGCCGACCCCGUCACUUUGAACGAGGAGGAGAAGCUUGAUAUGCAGAAGCGCAAGGACGUCGACGCGGUGAGGAUAGAAGAGCAAAAGCGAUUCUACGAAAUCGCACGGGCGCGCGCAGCUGAAUUGGACGCCUACAUGGAGAACUUCCGCCGAGACAUUGUGGAGAGCAAUGGCCUGACCAAGUUGUUUGCCGAAAUCAAAGAGAAGCCAACGGUGCAGGAUCUCAGUCCCAAGUACCAAAAGUUCGCUGAGUGGCUCCGGAUUGAGGUUGCUGCGACGCUCUACCAUCUGUUCCUGGCCGAGGACAACUCCCCCGAACUAUUUGCACAAGCCAAGAGAAUCCAUUCGCUCGUCCCGUACACUUUGUUGAAGAAUGUCAUCCGAAUUGCCAACCCGGCAGCUGUAAUGGCAGGAGUGCUGGACCUCUUCCUGGCCCAGCCCUUCGGCUCGCGCUCACUCCUACAGCGGAUCUUCUCGAUGACUCUCAACGAUGGCAUUAAGGCCUUCCAGAAAUCAAUCGAUGCGCUAGCCAGCAAGGUCGAUGAUCCCAUCCUCUGCCAAAAGCUCAAAGCCUUCACUGAUUCAAGUGAAGAUCUCAAGAACGAGAUUCGCGCAGAAGCUGCUGCCGAGGAUGUCGAUAUUAUUGUGGCUAUUCUCCGUACCGAGCUUCUGCAGCCUGAGCUGGCUCCUGAGCAAUUUGGCAAGGUGUUCAAUGCCUAUGUGGCUUGGAAUCAAGCCGUGGACAAUGUCGAGGUGGAGCUGCGAGAGGGUGCGCAUUGGUUCGCGAAUCUGAAGCAGCUGCUGAAGCUUUACACUCGCCAGCGUGACAAGUCCAUGAUGCUCAGCAUCGUGGAAGAGCCGGUCACCCUCCAGCUUUUCCGCGAUCUCUUCACCAUCUUCUACGAGCCGCUGGUCCGCGUCUACAAGUCGGCCAACGUCUACAGCAGCAUCACCGACUUCGCUCAUUUUGCCGACGACGCGAUUGCAGUGAUCGAGAAGUGCCAGCGGCAGGAUGUUUCGGCGGAUCCUAACCAGACGGUGCAGGCGUUCAUCGAUCUCUGCGAACGUCACCAGAGCAGCUUUUACAAGUUUGUGCACGAGGUUCACCUGCACGACAAUGGCCUGUUUACGUCGCUCAUGGCGUGGAUCGGGGAUAUCUUGGAGUUUCUGCGCAAGGGACCACGCGGGGGCGAGCUGGACAUGAACGCCCUGCUCCGGGGAGCCAAGGAUUUUGGGCAAAUUGACAACAACAAGGCACUGGAGGAGAUCAACGCCUUGAUCAAAUGGCACGAAGACCGGAAGCGGUGGCAUAUGAAUAAGACACGACAGAAGAUGGCGGCUGAGGGAACGGGCCAUGAAGGAUAUCUGGGUAACGCGCCAUUCCGGGGCAGCGACUUUGGCCUGGACGAGGCCGACCUUGAAGAUCUUGCCAUCUCCGACGCCGAGUCGGAGGGCUCGGAGGAGCUGGAUGAGGAAGAGGAUCUCGACCCGAUCACAGCGGAGCGCAGACGGCGGGUCAAGCAGCAGGACCAGCUCCGUCGCACGGCUGGCGAGCCGGUCAAGCCGGACGUAUCCGAGAUUCUCAAGUUGUCCGAGUCGUUUGGUGUUAUGUUGCGACAACCUGUCAUACCGAAAUUAUAUUCACCCCCGAUUACUCAUGCUGUCUCCCACCAAAUCCUUCAACGGCGGGGGGUCGCCUCGCUCGCCCCGCCUAGCCGUUCCUCUCUAUGGGCUCUUCCUCGACGGGUCUACACUUGCCAAAAGCCCCAAGCGCAACGGUGUCGGUUCUUCCUCUGGGCCAGCGACGCCGAGAUCCGCGAGAAACACGCCGUUUUGUCGAACUCUCACAGCGAACCAGUUUCCUUCACCCCCGAAACACCCUCCAAGAAACCCCGACUCUCCGCAACAGGUCUCCUGACUCCCCAGACUGAUCGCACGGUGAGAUACGGUGCCUCCAUGGCCGCCACCCCCGGUGGUAGGGUAGGAUUCAACAUGCCCCCGCAAAGCGCCAAAGCACGUAUGAUGUCGGAGGACAUGGAGGAGUUUGAAUGGGAUGAUGAUGAUGCGGCGGUGGGGAAGAUCUUCGGCCCAGGUGGGCAACAGGAACAGCAGUCGGCCCCGCUGCGACAGCCGGAUUUCGGACCACCGAAGACGCCAUCGGGUACGCAGUCUGCGCCGGGGAAGAGAAAGUUCUCUGAUAUAGAUGAUGGGGAUAGUGAGAAGACGGUGAGCUUUACGCCGACUUCGUUGGCAAGGUCGCAUACGGUGUCAUUUUCAUCUACUGUACCUGGGUCACCUUCGUCGAUGGUAUUCCCAGUGACGCCUACGCCGGUGAAGUUCCGGGGGGUUGGGCCUAGUGCUGGUGGAGGGGACUCGCCGGGCGAGGUCAAGGAGAGCUUGGUGGAAACGGCUGUCAAGAUUCUCGAGCAACAUCAGGUGGGGAUAUCGAAAGAGGCUAAAGAUGAGUUGGUGAAUGUCAUGAGAAGUUAUGAGUUGCAGAUGAAGGGGAUUAUUCGCGGAAGAGACAUUUCACGGAUUGUGCUGAAGAAGAAAGAUGAGCAGAUUAAGGAACUAAAUGAGCGGAUUGCGAGGCUCGAGAGGGGACACGACCUCCCCGCCAUGUUCCGUCCUCCAGUGAACCGGGCCAUGCGAGUCCUGGACCGGUCCUUCUUCAGGAGGACGGUUCCGGUCUCUGCGGCAGCGAUUUUCAAGAUCUCUGAUAUCUCCAACGUGCGGAAGGAAUUGACCAAGAGCCGGGAUUUGCUGCAGCUGCCGAGAUUGGGCUCCAUUCGGGAAAUCAAGGUGGAUGAUCUGGUGCACAAGUGUCUUUUACUGAAGGAGGAGGUUAAGCAUAACGAUCCCGCGACGUGGUCGCCGACGAUUAGCGAGCUCGUUCAGAAGGGAGUGGUUGGUGUCAAGCCUUAUGAUUUGACGUUGGAGUAUGAUUAUUGGACUUAUGCGGAUAUCAUGUCCUGCAUUCUGCCGGAGGACAUGCUGGAUGAGAUCCCUCAGGGAUUCACGCAAGUUGGUCACGUUUCGCAUCUCAACCUCCGCGAGCAAUAUUUGCCUUACAAGCAUCUGAUCGCACAGGUCCUGAUGGACAAAAACCCCAACGUCAGCACCGUCAUUCGCAAGACUGAGGACGUGGGCUCCCACAGUCAAUUUCGCACGUUCCCCUUCGAGCUUCUUGCUGGUAAGAACGACCUGAACGUCAUCCAGCACGAGCAAAACUGCGAGUUCCGCUUCGACUACUCGCGCGUGUACUGGAACAGCCGUCUCGAGACGGAGCACCGCCGUCUUGUGGACAAGUUCCGCCCCGGUGAGAUGGUCUGCGACGUUAUGGCGGGCGUUGGGCCUUUUGCCGUGCCUGCUGGCAGGAAGAAGAUCUUCGUGUGGGCCAACGAUCUCAACCCGCACGGGUACGAGGUGAUGCUGGACGCUAUCAAGCGCAACAAGGCCGACAAAUUCGUCACCCCCUUCAACAAGGACGGCCGCGAGUUCAUCCGCUGGUCUGCGCACGAACUCCUGGAAUCUCCGCACACUGUGACUGUCGAGCCUAAGGUCCGGAGGAGCAAGAAAGCUGCUGCGGAGGAGGCAGGCCAACCGCUGCCGCAGCCGGAGGUCUUCCACCGUCCCAACGUCUUCCAUCACUAUGUGAUGAACCUGCCUGGCAAUGCCAUUGAGUUCCUCGAUGCCUUUGUCGGCGUCUACGCGGGCAAGGAGUCGCUCUUUGCCCCGCACACAUCGCAACCCCUCCCCAUGGUCCACGUCUACUGCUUCUCGGGUCACUCCGCGGAUGAGCAUGAUGACCACGUGGAUGUCUGUCAGCGCAUCUCGGAGCGGAUCGGAUACACCAUCACCACGGAGGAUCGUGUCGGUGGCAGCGGCAACCAGGAAAUCGAGUUGGCCAUCCACAACGUGAGAUUGGUCAGCCCCAACAAGCAAAUGUUCUGCGCCAGCUUCCGUCUGCCGAAGGAGCAAGCAACAAUGAGCGUUCAACUCCCCCCAGCCACCCACCGCAAGCGCACCCUCCCGCAAGGCGAACUCGAAGCCGCCUCGACGCUCAAGCUCGGCGCCGACCAGAACACGCACACGCUCUCACUCUCGGAAGCGCGUCUCGUUAUCAAUAAGGUGUUGGAAAAUAAGCGCAGAGGGGGGAAGAAAUAUGAGGAGCCGGAGAACCUUACCAAGACGUUGGAUUACUUGGAGGUGUUUGCGCGGUUCAAGGACGAAGAGAAUAUUAAGGCUGUGGAGCGGUUGUUGAAUUCGCAUACGGAAUUGGAGAUGUUUGAGAGGUCGCAGUUGGGAAGUCUAUGUUGCGAUAACGCGGAAGAAGCCAAGUCGCUCAUUCCGAGUCUGCAGCACAAGAUCUCGGACGGGGAUUUGCAGGAGCUUCUGGAUGAGUUGACCAAGUUGCGCAAUUUCACCGAGUAG
Messenger RNA from Aspergillus ibericus CBS 121593, 5550 nucleotides. RefSeq lists its product as uncharacterized. Lineage: Eukaryota; Fungi; Ascomycota; Eurotiomycetes; Eurotiales; Aspergillaceae. The transcript is spliced from 15 exons. Gene Ontology annotation, biological process: DNA-templated transcription initiation; tRNA methylation. The record is from RefSeq and is a predicted model, not a curated record. Gene Ontology annotation, molecular function: phosphatidylinositol binding; nucleotide binding. Gene Ontology annotation, cellular component: RNA polymerase complex. The coding region runs from base 1 to 5550 and encodes 1849 amino acids.